AUGUAUAAACGUCGCAAAACACAAGACUCUCCCAAAUCGAGUGAAUCACAACCACAGACUCUCUGUUCUUGCCAGGCUAUCGCCACCGAUAAUGAUAACGCUCUACAAUGUGAUGCAUGCGACACUUGGUUCCACCCCGGAUGUGUUAACGUUUCACCAAUGGCAUAUACGGCGUAUCAAACUCUAGCUGAACAACAACAGUUCUCUAACUGGUUUUGUUCAAAGUGUUUGAACGAUAAAAACGUCGAUCGUGUUCCGCCUCGUUGCCGUCAAACGUUAUCCGAUCGAAUUGACAAGAUUGAACAUCAUUUAACAACUCUUAACAACAAACAUGAUCAACUUGUUGACCGCCUUGAUGAAUUGAACGAAAACUUGGAACGUGAGAAGCGACGAAAAAACAUCAUCGUCAAGAAUUUGUCUCCCGUUGAGAGCACAAACGACAGAGAUGUUGUCUUCCGUUUCGUUCAAAAUCAUCUUGGUGUCAAGAUUGAUCCGUCUUCCAUCGAUUCGAUGUGGCGAUUUAAAACCUCGUCAGCAACUGAUAAUGAUCGUCCGUCACUUCUUGGUAUCGCGUUUAAUGACUUGUCUGUUCGUUCGUCGAUCCUGGCAAAGGCACCUAUCAUUAAAAACUCGUCUGAUGCUCUUGUCAAAAUUGUUUACAUCCGUAAGCAUUUGACAAAAAAACAAUCUUUGCAAGCCUUUGAGGCUCGACAACAACGGGAUAGGUCGCAAGAAGAACAACAGCAAUCAACUACAUCAUCUGUUGUUAACAAGGACAAUAAUCGGCUGAAUCAAAAUAGUAACGUCAGACGUGACAAUAUUAAUAACAAUAAUAAUAGUACCAAUAAUAAUAUUCUCAAUAAUACACAACAAAAACAACAAAAAACAAGACGUUACCAUCGCUUGUCUAACCGUUAUUGA
Messenger RNA from Didymodactylos carnosus, 921 nucleotides. The record is from the annotation of a GenBank genome assembly. Lineage: Eukaryota; Metazoa; Rotifera; Eurotatoria; Philodinida; Philodinidae.